Messenger RNA from Fulvia fulva, 582 nucleotides. RefSeq lists its product as uncharacterized. The coding region runs from base 1 to 582 and encodes 193 amino acids. Lineage: Eukaryota; Fungi; Ascomycota; Dothideomycetes; Mycosphaerellales; Mycosphaerellaceae. The transcript is spliced from 2 exons. The record is from RefSeq and is a predicted model, not a curated record.
AUGACGCGCCGGAUCGUGUAUGGCAUCUCACUGUGGGUGUUCCUGGGCGCUGUUGCAUGUACGAUAGCCGCCAUGGCACUGCCAAACUGGGUGACCUACACCUCGCCGACCGACCACGACCCCAUCCGCGUAUCUUACGGCCUACACAAACGGUGUAGCUCGAUCACGGGCCAGUGCACGAAGUUCCCUCAGUAUGAAGACUGCCAUGGCGAGAACCGAGGCUUCUGUUCAGCCUGGCGAAGCACGGCUUUCUUGAUGAAUUUCAGUGUCGUGCUCGAGUUGGCGGUAGUGGUUGCGUACGUUACGGUUCUGGUGGGAGGGAGAGGCGCAAGAGAAGCAGGAUGGAAGAUGAUAGCUGGACUAUUAUCUGCUGUGGCAGCUGGACAGAUCAUUGCAAUGGCACUCGUAGCACAUCUUUAUGAGACAGAUUCCCGGUUCUUCGUUGGGUGGGAGCUCGACAAGUCCUUUGUUCUGUGCACCGUGAGCUGGACAGUUCUGGUCAUCAACGCGCUCGGCGUCUGCUCCGCUGCGUACUUCCUACCCAGCGAGGACGACUACGAGGCUAUUCCGGAUCCUAGAUAG